AUGGGAUCUCAUUCUGCUAGGGGGCUGGGAAUAGAACCGGGGCCCCAGCCAUCUGAGCAGGCAAGGAAUACAGCGUUGGGCAAGGAGGCCCUGACCCGGUUGAAUCAGAUCAUAUCGAAUUAUCAUACGAAAGCUGCUUUGAUUAUCCUGCACUCGCGAGUCGCACUGCCUCUUUCCUUUAACAAGGGAUCCGAGUCUCCGAGAGUCAACCGCUGGUUCAACGUCGAGUUAGAUGACACAGAUGUGCUUCGGGAACCCCUGCGACCUUGGAGGACAUGCGACGCAACAGAUAAUCGACCACCCCCUCUCGUUAUCGAAACAUACCUAGACACGAAGGGCCUCACAAAUAACCAGAGUUUGGUGAUUCUUGAUGAAAAUGGGAAGCGAUGGGAUGUACGCGAGUCGCUCGCGGCGCUUCAGGGUGCUCGCGCAAAGCCAUACCAGUCGGAUGAUGAUGAGAUCGUUUUGGAGCGAUGGAGAAUCGAGUUGGGAGAGUCGUCAAGCAGGCUGCCAGCUGAUUUAGGCUCCAUCCUGCCAACCGUGUAUAAGAAAAGCAUUGUGCUUUUCCGGUCAUUAUUCACGUACUCCAAGUUUCUGCCUGCGUGGAGAUUCGUCAAGCGCAACAAAAAGUUACGGCCGAGUCCGGCUCUUCAGAUCAAAUAUCGCGUGGUGGAUGGGAGUGCUCCGCGUUAUGAUCCUUCAUUGGACCCUUUAACAGUACAGUUGAGUGAGGGAAGUGAGAAGGUGGUGGACACAUACAGCUUUGGGGUAACAGAGUCUCCCGCGGGUCCCUUUUCAGUUCAGGUCACGUAUCGGACGAAUUGCGAUUUCCGCGUGGACGAUUCCGAGGCGAUUUUGAGCUCGCGGUUUAUGGGUGCUGAUGACGAGAUAUUCCGUCCAUCUUUACCUUCAGAGGAUGUCCCUCGCCCGAAUCCAGAGGUCGGAUCUGUACCAGUGGAGAGAAGGACAGUUGAAAGUCCAGAUUGCACGCGCGCAUAUGGAAGUCUCUCAACCUUUCAUCAGGUCGGCCCAACAACGGGUGCAAGCCCUCUAUCAGCACUUCGUGCACUGAGAGGUUCUGGUGGCGCGUCUCCUUCCCCAACAGACUCACCCAAAAAACUUCUUCCUCCUGCCAAAGUUGUUCCCUCAGGACGCGCUGCUCAAAUUGCCGGCGAAGAAGGUGUAAGCCUUCCACGCCGUCCCUCCAUUUCAUUCCAACCUUUCAAAGCUCCUCCUCUUUCUGCUUCCCCUGCUGUAGCAGACUCUCCUUUGGGAGUAUCUCCCCGCAACAUGUCUUCGCGUAUUCCCACAGGCACCUCUGCCGAUUCACGCGUUAUGCCGCCUCCUUCUUCUGCUGCUUCAGCGCGCAAACCAAUAGCGAUCGCAUCAGAACAAACUAUAUCAUCCCCUAAUUCAGCAUCUCCCAAACCUGCUCCUAUAUCUCGAUAUAGCAGUUCCUUUAGCCACCGACGAGGUCGACUUUCAUCAGGAGCAAACCGACUGGAAGACGAUAUUUCCAGCGGCCGAGCGAGCGCGACAUCAUCUAAUGCCCAUCCGGGAUCCGGCCUGCUCACAGAAGCUACAGGUACGAGCGCGGAGUCUAUUCACGCCGAUGAUGAAAACAUCUCCGACUUCCUAAAGAUGCUAGAUUCCAAAAGGGAUCUCAUGAGUUCAUCUACCACUGUAUCUGUUAAGCCCAGUCCUCGGCAGCCAAAUGCUACAGCAGCGGCUCUUGCUCGUUUCCGCGGCAUGCGCGAUUCAAAUGCAGCUUUAUCAGACUCAAUGUCACAAUCUAUGCACAUGCAUCGCUCUUCCAUCUCUUCGAGCAAGCAACUGUCAGGGGUCCCGCCGAUGGUUGCAGGCACCUCCAUCUCUACAGCCUCUUCCCCGGGGAAACCAAUAUCCCCACACACACCUCACACUCCUGCCAUCCGUUCCCGUCUGAGCUCGAACAGCGUUGCCGAUGAUCUUGAAACCGACCAUCGCUCAAGAAUGCCUCGUAUACAACAUGACUCGCCGCUUGAAGAGCAACAUUGUGAAAGCUCGCGAGGCCCCUCCUCCACCGCAGGGGCUAUUGACAUCCCGACAUCCCCGCAAAUAUUCGAUCCUGCCUAUCGUCGCUCGAGCUCCGCAGCCGUGCGCCGUCCAGUUGUUACCAGUGACGACGAUGAGAUCUUCCCAUUCGGCAUGCGGAGCUUGAGUCUCGGGGUCGAUGAACCCUCGAACGCCACCGUGGCAGCGGCCCAACAGCAAAACGAGUCCGAGAAAGGUCAACGAUCAUCAGCUAAGGGCCAAGGUGGUCCCACUAGCUCUACAACCGGCCCAUAUAGGGACGGUGCUUCCCUCCGUGGCCAGAUGUCGGGACCAACAGGGGCCUCAGCGUCCUCGAAUCCUCAUAUAUACCAACCCCGGUUCGCCAGCUCCCGCGGCCGUGGCUACUCGGGCGGGCAUUCCCUUAGCUCAGCCUCCAGUAGCCUCGCCCGAGGCGCCAAUCUCCCUCCUCACCUCGUGGAGCGCGACCAGGAUCGCGACGGCAAUGCCAGUGGCAGCAACAGCGGCAAUUCGACCCUUGAGAUCCGUCGCGGUUCUGGCCAGCGGCCAGGCACAGGCCGGACGCUGUCAGCCCAAGCGACCGAAGACGACGAGCCGCUGCUUUUUGCCAUGAGCGACUUUGGAGCCUCGCGGCGCAGCCUCGAGGAAGGUCGACAUGGGAACCACGGCGGAGCAGAGUCGGCGGCUGGGUCACGACGUGGUAGUGGAAGACGCGGAGCAGGGCUCCCCGGCUUCCAUGUCUGGUCGUGA
Molecule: messenger RNA, 2802 nt
Organism: Penicillium paradoxum
Lineage: Eukaryota; Fungi; Ascomycota; Eurotiomycetes; Eurotiales; Aspergillaceae
Exons: 3
Coding region: 1-2802 (933 amino acids)
Biological process (GO): autophagosome assembly; mitophagy; protein localization to phagophore assembly site
Cellular component (GO): phagophore assembly site; cytosol; extrinsic component of membrane
Source: RefSeq, a predicted model, not a curated record